This is a messenger RNA of Plenodomus lingam JN3, 1659 nucleotides long. Lineage: Eukaryota; Fungi; Ascomycota; Dothideomycetes; Pleosporales; Leptosphaeriaceae. The record is from RefSeq and is a predicted model, not a curated record.
AUGUUUCCACAUACGAUUUCUUCCCUUAAAGCCUUCUUCCUUUGCGGGUUGGCAGCCUUUGGAACUGGAGUGUUUAGCGUUAAAUCGCCCCAGUAUGAGCCUGGAAGACCACUGCAAAAGCGAGCACUAUCCUCUCUUACUAUAGCCUAUGGGUCCGACGACGAGUUUUCGUGUUCAAACAAUCAGUUGAACAUGAUCUAUCAGGCAUUCAGUGAUGCCCAGCGAUUAGCAAAUUUCGCCGCUCAUGUUUUGGAGAGACCUGAUGUUGAAAACUCGCUGGCAUUCGACAUCUGGUUUGGGUACUCAAAUAGGGGGAAGAAAGAGUCUAUUAGAACAAAUCACUUCCUGAAUGUGGCCGAGAGCAUGCGCAGGCCCACAACGUCCGAAGAUAUCUUUGCUGAAAUAGAUCCAACCGGCGUGGUGAUUGGAUGCACGGCACCAGACGUCCCUGAUUGCACACCUCACAAAGUCGCCCUCGCGAGCGAGUAUCGUUCUACAGAAGAUGGGGAUGCAAAUGUUUUACUGCUCUGUCCUUAUUUCUUCACUUUUCAAGAUCCACUUCAGGACUUGAUCGAAAGCAUUAGGACACAGACCGUUAAGUUUAAUGCUGGGUUUGCUUUACUCCAUGAGUUUCAGCAUUUUGGAGCUGUUGUGGGCGCAGAGAAUGUGUGUGAGGAUUAUGAAUAUCUGUUUUAUGAAUGUGGUCACCUGCCAGCUGAGCAGAAGAUUAAUAACGCCCAGAAUUACGUUUGGUUCGCGGUAUACGUCGCAUCCAACCCUAACACCGCUAUACACCGAUGCAGCGACGCAGCCGGACCAUCUGAACCAAAGUUUCUAAGGAUUAGGGGACAUGGCCACAGAAUUCCUGGGACCAAUGCGACGCACCCAUCACCUCCACAGAACCACAGGAUUCCUGGGACCAAUGCGACGCACCCUUCUGCCCCUUCAGGUUCUCCCCCGCCCCGCAAUACUCCCUCUCCCCCCGUCAAUCGUCCUCCGGCUUCUUCUUCACCUCCUGCACACCAUGAUAAAGGCGGCGGCUUACUCCCUCCUGUUAUCGUCCCGCCGCCAGGUGGUGCUGCUAAACCUCCAGGUGCUGCACCCCCGGGAAAUGGUAAUAAAGAUGAGGAGCCUGUGAAAAAGGAUAAGCCAACACCCACCCCAACGCCGACUCCGACUCCGACUCCUUCCCCAACGCCGAGUCCCCAACCCUCACAGUGCUCAAGGCCGCCGCUUCCCAGAUUGUCUGGUCCUAAGUUUGUCGACCAAAUUGGCCUUAGUCCUAAGGUCAGAAAGGCCUUGUUUCACCAAGAACACCUAAGAAAUCAAACUACCGUAGUACCAUCUAAAUCGCCAGCACCUAAUCACCCUUCGUCAGCAGCAUCGUCCACGAUGAGCCUUACUGGUAAACCUACACCAACACCAACACCAACACCAACACCAACACCAACACCAGAUCCACUAGCUAAUCUAAAGGAUUGCAACUGUAACUCUCUUGAGACUACGCAGAGGUGCUGCAAAGAACAUAGCGGCGAGGUAGUUUACAACUAUGCUUGCCGCCACUCGCGUGAUUCCUUUAGCUUUUUAGAUUGCUGUUUAAGGUAUGAAAAGGAGACUAAGCAUAGUGUUUGUGUUGCUGCUAUUCCUAUACCAAAGUAG